CCUUCCAGCUAAACUGAAAGUCAGAAGUUGAAGACGCUGAGCGCGGGCUGGCCAAGAGACUCCACACCCUCCUGAGAAGGGUAUAAAAGCCGGCAAUGGCAAAAUUCCUCUCCCACCACCAAAUCAAUGAGUUCAAGGAAUGUUUUUCCCUUUAUGAUAAGAAACACAAAGGCAAGAUCAAGGCCAGUGACCUCAUCACCGUCAUGCGCUGCCUGGGGGCAAGCCCCACCCCAGGCGAGGUGGCAAAGCACCUUCAGGCGCAUAAAGUGGGCAGCAACUCCGAGCUGGAUUUUUCAACUUUCCUGACUAUAAUGUACAGGCAAAUGCAGCAGGAAGACCCAGAGAAUGAAAUAAUGCUGGCGAUGCUAAUGACGGAUGAGCAGAAGACCGGCUUCAUCCCAGUGGCAGAGCUGAAGGCAAAGCUGACCAGCCUCGGAGAAAAGCUGUCUGAGGAAGAAGUGAACAACCUUCUGAAGGAAGCCAAAGUGGGACAAAACGGGCUUGUCAAGUACGAAGACCUGGUCAAGUCCAUCACCCUUCCGCUUGCGGUGGACCACUGAGGGCCAGGAUCGGGGCCAUGCAGAGUCCUUUCGGUCACCUUUGGGAUCUUCACCGUUUGCUUACCUUAAAAAAUAAAACCUUUGCCUGCUGUAA
Molecule: messenger RNA, 654 nt
Organism: Eublepharis macularius
Lineage: Eukaryota; Metazoa; Chordata; Lepidosauria; Squamata; Eublepharidae
Gene: CALML4
Product: calmodulin like 4
Exons: 5
Coding region: 96-560 (154 amino acids)
Cellular component (GO): myosin II complex
Molecular function (GO): calcium ion binding
Source: RefSeq, a predicted model, not a curated record